AUGGCCAAGUCAGCAGCCAAGACCACAACCAAGUCAAAGUCAAAAACACCCGUCGUAAAGAAAGACGAAGACGCGCCCAUGAAGUCGGCCUCGGUGGUCGAUUCGAGCUCGGACGGAGAGUCUUCGAGUGAAAGCGAUGACAGCGAGGAUGAUUUGGAGAACGUCCAACCCAAAAAGAGCAAAGCCACAGAUACUAGGCGGUCAACUGCACCUUCUGGCUCUCUUCCCAAAUACAGGCCCCCACCAGGCAUGAGCCCUCUCGAGAUUACUACCGUCACUGCUUCGUCCCCUUUUGAAUGGGACGCUCUUGCUUCUUCCGCAUCCUCCAACUCCGGACUCGAGCUCUGGGCCAUCCGCGUGCCAAAAGAGCUCAAGCCAUCUAGACUCAGCAACCUCGUCAUCUCUGCACCCAAAGAGGGUAAACCUUUGACAGGCAAGCUCGAUCACAAAGGCCAAAAGUACAUUCUGCGCACAGCUGGAUCGAGUAAGAAUCGAGCGGAGAAGGAGGAAGAGCGGGAAGAGGCCGGAUUGGUGGAUUCAAUCGAGAUGGGUGACGGAAGAGGGGCUGAGGAUAAGGCCGAGGAGGGCGGCGAGGAAAUGGAGGGCUUGAGGCUUCUUGUGCCAAAGGCCAAGGAAGAUGGAAGACUUUUUGUCGCCCCCAUCCCCAUCAAACGCCGUCUCCUCUUGACCCCCGAUCUGACCUCUACCCUCGAAGCAAACUCGGAUCCCUCUCUCCCUUCCUUCCUUCAGCCCUCAGAGAACCCUCAAUCAUCAAAGAGACCACAGCCCACACAUCUGCUCAAAUUCAGAAAUCAUGCCUAUGGGUACGACACCCCUGGGCCGGAAGUGACCAGCAAGAAGGUGUUGGGGCAAGAGAUGGAAGUGGAAGAGGAUGUUUCUGGCCAGGAAGAGGUCGAGGAGAAGGUGGAGAAGAAGGAGAAGAAGGAGAAGAAGAGGAAGACAGAUAAGGAUGAGUCGCCGGCCAAGGCCAAGAAGAAGGCUAAGAAGUCGAAAGACUGA
This is a messenger RNA of Cryptococcus wingfieldii CBS 7118, 1020 nucleotides long. RefSeq lists its product as hypothetical. The coding region runs from base 1 to 1020 and encodes 339 amino acids. The record is from RefSeq and is a predicted model, not a curated record. The transcript has 3 exons. Gene Ontology annotation, biological process: transcription by RNA polymerase I. Lineage: Eukaryota; Fungi; Basidiomycota; Tremellomycetes; Tremellales; Cryptococcaceae.